ACGGAGGAAGGCGGAGCUAUCCGCUCGCUGAGCUGCCUUCAUUCGCCCUCCUUCCAACCUGCAGCGAAGAUGGUGAAUAUCCACUAAAGGAGAAGAAGAGUGAAUAUCUUCUUGUUUUUGCACGGCAGGGGGGGAAGAAUACGCGGAAGAAGCGAAGAAGGCUGGCAGGCCAAAGCCGGUAAACACGCACCCACAUCGGGCCAAGAGAACGGCGGACAUCGGUUUUGGACACCCCCGCGAAGGCACCCCCGCCACGUUCCGCCUCACCCCUCCACAUCCCUCCAUCCUCACGAAUUAGGAUAUAAAGGAUUACAGCCACCGCCGGUCACCAUCGAGUCGAGAUCGUCCGAGCCCCGGACUUCCAGCGCUCUCCCCUGGCCGCAGCCUGGUCCUCCCAGCCGGGGAUGCGGCGCCUUGCUCGGGCUAAAGUCGGACGAGCAGCCGGGCUCUCAUCCGCAGUGGACCCAUGAAAGACAUCUGACACAAGCACAGAUGGGAUGAAAAUGCGGCGGCACAGGGUGUUCUUGCUGUGCACGGUGGGCCUGUGCGUCAUCUCCUUCCUGCACUACUACAAGGCCCUCCACUAUGUGUCCCUACUGCGCGAGCUUUCCGCGCCAUACCCCAACAUCAAGUCCUUCAUCAUGGUCACCGGAUUCUUCUGGCAGGAGAAGGGAGGCGGAACCGGCACGCCGCUCAGCACCGCCUCCCCCGAGGAGGCGCCACCGCUGCCGGUCCUCCGCCCGUCGGACGCCAAGGGGAGAGUGGGUGCCCUGGUGGGGGCGGUGGCAGAGGGGGACGGGGUGGCCGAGGUGAAGUUGGCGGGGACCGGUGCUGUGGGCAGUGCGGGACUGGAGAUGAGGAUUAGGGAGGUGCUGGCGCCUCCUCACCCUUGGAAGGAACCAGACGAGAGCCUAAGGGGGGACGUUCGACGUCAGCAGCAACAGGAAGACCACCUUCCCCCACGGGAUCCCACUCACCGACCCCCACGCCCCGCCCACCCGGCGACGUUCUUCAAGGCCGGACCACCCUCGAACCCGUCCAAAUCCUUGGGCGACCUGCACACUCGCACUUACCUGCUGCAGGACGACAAGACGCCAUACUUUGCUCGAACCCGAGCCGGAGCGUUCUGUUUCCGGCAGGGCACAUUGGUGGCCGGCCCCAAGGAGAACGCCAGGAAAGCGGGCGGCGUCGGGGAGGCCGGCCGCUCCGGUGCCGUCGGGCAACGGAAACCCCUGGAGGUCCAGCAGCAGACUUCUAUCGCGCCCAAGUCCAAGACCAGGGCGACGCGGGGCGGCAGGCGGCUAGUGAAGUGCGUGUGCCGGCCCGGGUGGCACGGACCCUACUGCGGCGUGCCCACCAUGGUGUAUCACUCCAACCUGCCCACCAAGGAGCGGCUGACUCCUCGAGAGACGCCCCGCCGCAUCAUCAACGCCAUCAACGUCAACCACGAGUUUGACCUGCUGCACGUACGCUUUCGCGAGCUGGCGCAGGCAGUAGACCUCUUCCUCGUAUGCGAGUCCAACUUCACCGCCUACGGGGAAAAAAGACCACUUAGUUUUCUGCGUCUGCUCCUGAACGGUACGUACGACUACGUGCGCCACAAGAUCCUGUACGUGUUCCUGGACCAUUUCCCCGAGGGCGGCCGUCAGGACGGCUGGAUCGCGGACGACUACCUUCGCACAUUCCUGACGCGCAACGGCAUUUCGCGGAUGCAGGGCGUCCGGCCGGACGACGUCUUCGUCAUCAAUGACGCCGACGAGAUCCCGGCUCGUGAGGGCCUCCUCUUCCUGAAACUGUUUGAUGGCUGGACGGAGCCCUUCGCCAUUCACAUGCGCAAGUCUCUGUACGGCUUCUUCUGGAAGCAGCUGGGCUCCCUGGAGGUGGUGUCGGGCUGCACGACGGGCAUGCUGCGCGAAGUUUACGACACCGACGGCAUCAAGCUGCGCCGUCGCGAGUACUACACCAUGCCGGGCUUCCGCAAGUACGAGAACGACACGGGCCACAUCCUGGUGCAGUGGUCCCUGGGCAGCCCCUUCCACUUCGCCGGCUGGCAUUGCUCGUGGUGCUUCUCGCCCGAGGGCAUCCUCUUCAAGCUGGUGUCGGCCCAGAACGGCGACUUCCCGCGCUGGGGCGACUACGAGGACAAACGCGACCUGGGUUACAUCCGCCAGCUGAUCCGGACCGGCGGCUGGUUCGACGGCUCCUUGCAGGAGUACCCGCCCGUGGACCCCAAAGAGCACAUGUACGCCCCCAAGUACAUGCUAGACCACUACUCGCGAUACCGCUACCUCCUGGAGAACCCGUACGCCGGACAGCGUUGACCCGAGCGCCGGAACCGUCGUGCGGCCUGGACGCAACCACUGGAUUUACGCAAGCGCUUGUUCCCCGCCGCGACCGCUCACCUCCACUGUUUUGUGUAUGUCUGUAUGUGCGGAGUAUUGAAGUUGACGUCUUCCGGUCGCGUUUGGAGACUUCCCACACACACACGCACACACCCUGCUCAAUGAUGACGCACACUCAUCCCACUUUUCUGUUUAUGUGCGUGCACGUGUGUCAAAGGGAGGUUUAGCUGUGAUUCCGUUGUUCCUUUUCCUACAUGAGAAUUGCAGGUGUGCGUCUGUGUGUCUAUGUGAACUACUUUUUGUGUGUUUGACCCAUCAGUCUUGAGUAUGCGCAUGCGUGCGUGUAUGUCUGUGUGAUCUCGUUCCCUUUGUGUGUGCGUGUGUGCGUGCAUGUGUGUGUUUGUGUGUGCAUGCGUGUGAGUUUGGAUGUGUAUGUGUAUGUGCGUGUGUAUCAGUCAGCUGUGAGUCUUGAGUGUGUGUUUGUGUGCACAUUUUUGUGUGUGUUAGAGGCAGGUUUUGCAGUGAUUUCGUUCCCUUUGUGUGUGUGUGCGUGUGUGUGUUGUGUGUGCGUGCAUGUGUGUGUUUGUGUGUGCAUGCGUGUGUGUGUGUCUGUGUGAAGUAGGCAAGAUGACUUUUUGUCUCCUUGGAAACUAAAAUGUAACUGGAAGAUGAGUGGGCAGUUUCUUUUGUGCGUGUGUGCGCUCGCGUUGUUUAUAUCAGGUCACGGCUGAUUGCGUCGUCAUGGCUCCUCGCAUCGACACUAGUCAUUCAAAUUCAAGUUGUACAUCUUUUUAGUCACAGUAUCAUUGUACACACAAAACACACUAAAGGACUUCCUAACAGAAAAAAAACAGACUUACACAUUUCCACUGAAAAGUACAAUUACACACUUAUAGAUACAGUGACAGAGCCUCCAUGGCAAGGACUGCACAGUACAGGACAGCGGUUAGUUACCAUGGUGACAGAAGACAGAAAAGGACAGUGGUUACGGUGGCAACAGAAAACAGGACCUUGGUUACCAUGGUGACAGAAGCCAGGCUAGUGCAGUGAUUAGUUACCAUAGCAACAAAAGACAAGUCAAGGAAGUGGUUACCAUGGUGACUGGAUACAAGACGGGGCAGAAGUUACGGGACAGAAAACAGUACCGUUUUUUGUUACCGUGGUGACAGAAGACAGGACAGGACGGUGGUGGCCAUAGCGAUGAAAGACCACACUGGACAGUGGUUAGUUAUCAUGACAACAGCAGACGCAGCAGGACAGUGGUUACUGUGUUGACAGACGACAAGACUGUUAUUACUUAACAUGGCGACAGAAGACAGGACAGGACGUUGGUUAGUUACCAUGGUGAUAGAUGACAGGUCAAUGGUUGGUUACCAUGAUGACAGAAUACAGUUAUUUUGGCGUCCUACUUGUCAGUAUUUGGAAAGUAUGACAUUGAUCACAUAACGAUAGACUCGGUUGCCGCGGAAACGCAAACAUGGCAAUAAAUCCGACCCUCAAGGCUUUGAGCGUUCAAGCUGCAAUCAAGCUGGAACAUCUGCGCGUUAGUGUUGCACGUGUGGUGUGGCGAUGACCGGUGUGGUCUCGUGUGGCCUCCCGCCAUCGCCGCAGCAACAGUCCUUUCCAUGAAUUCCCAGCAUGCCGACGGUGUGAUGUCAUCAAGUUAGCAUUUAACUCGUGAGGAAGAAAUUCCACGGAAAUGUUGCACACAACACAAAAAGCUUUAGUCAUUUCAUUUGAAUUAGUUAUUUAAUUCAAUUUAAGUUCCAUUAGAUAUAAAGUGGCCGACACGGUGAAUGACUGGUAAGCACAUCUGCCUCACAGUUCUGGGGACCGGGGUUCAAAUCCCGGCCCCGCCUGUGUGGAGUUUGCAUGUUCUCCCCGUGCCUGCGUGGGUUUUCUCUGGGUACUCCGGUUUCCUCCCACAUCCCAAAAACAUGGGUGGUAGGUUGAUUGGCGAUUUUAAAUUGCCCGAAGGCGUGAAUGUGGUUGCGAAUGGUUGUUUGUUUAUAUGUGGCCUGCGAUUGGCUGGCGACCAGUUCAGGGUGUACCCCGCCUCUCGCCCGAAGAUUGCUGGGAUAGGCUCCAGCAGCCCGCGACCCUUGUGAGGAUAAGCGGUAAAGAAAAUGGAUGGAUGGAUGAUUACACUUCAAAAAUUAGGUUUUAAAGCACAAAAGGGAUUUACAGUAAAUACAAUUUUCAAAAAUUAUGAAAUACAUGAAAUGAUUAACUGUUGCCUUCCUGAAACCUUUUUAUUCAGUUGAAACAUUAAAUUUAAUGCAAGAUAAAAAUUAAAUGAAAAAGGAUUUCAUUAAAUUAAAACUAAUUAAAAUAUUUUCAGAAAUUAACAGUUAAAACACUUUGUGAAUGUUAUAUUAUUUUGUAAUUAAAAUGAAAAUAAAUAUAAAAUGUAUUAAAAAUUAUUUACAAAUUAAGUUACAUUAAAUCGAAAAGAAUGACUGAUUGUUUUAAUGGACAAUGAAAUUACAUUUGUUAGAUUAUUAAAUUUAACUGUUGCAAUCUUGAAACCUUUCAUUUGUUUUUUUAUUUGAAUUAAAGUUAUGGAAUUAGGAUACAAAUUUACUUUAAUUCCAAAAAUAUAAUUAAUAAAAUGAAAUUGCAUUUUCAAAAUUAAAGAAUUUUCUGAAAUUCAAAAACGUAUUAACUUGCAUCACCUUUCAUUUAUGUAUUAAUUUAACAUAAAAAAUGUUCAAUUAAAAAUAAAAAUUUGAAUUCAAUUCAAUUACAUUGACCGGCAGCACGGUGGACGACUGGUUAGCACAUCCGCCUCACAGUUCUGAAGACUGGGGUUCAAAUCCGGCCUCUCCUGUGUGGAGUUUGCACAUUCUCCCUGUGCCUGCGUUGGGUUUUCUCCGGUACUCCCGAUUCCUCCCACAUUCCAAAUACAUGCAUGGUAGGUUAAUUGAAGACUGUAAAUUGCCCAUAGGUGUGAAUAGGUUGUUUAUAUGUACCCUGCCAUUGGCUGGCGACCAGUUCAGGGUGUUCCCCGCCUCUCACCCAGAGUCAACUGGGAUAGGCUCCAGAACGCCUGCAACCCUAGUGAGGCUAAUUGGUGUUGAAAAUGGAUGGAUGGAAUUUUAACCUACUGUCACAAUAUCAAUCAAAAAAAAUACCAAUUUGCUAAAAUUGUGUUUUUUUUCUUGAUGACGGUGUAGAUCAUAGGUGUCAAAGUCAAGGCCGGGGGCCAGAUGCGGCCCGCCACAUCAUUUUAUGUGGCCCGCGAAAGCAAAUCAUGCUCGUCAACUUCUGGGAUUUUUGCUCAAAUCUGUACCCAAAUUCCAAAUUGUCAUAAUAAUAAACAAUAAUGUUCAGAUAUUGUUUGAGGGAAAUUAUAACUAGAAUGCGACCCGAGACAAAAAUGAAUUUGACACCGCUGGUGUAGAUAGGGCGGCACGGUGGACGACUGGUUAGAGCGUCAGCCUCACAGUUCUGAGGACCGGGGUUCGAUCCCCGGCCCCGCCUGUGUGGGGUUUGCAUGUUCUCCCCGUGCCUGCGUGGGUUUUCUCCGGGCACUCCGGUUUCCGCCCACAUCCCAAAAAACAUGCAUGCUAGGUUAAUUGACGACUCUAAAUUGCCCGUAGGUGUGAAUGUGAGUGCGAAUGGUUGUUUGUUUGUAUGUGCCCUGCGAUUGGCUGGCAACCAGUUCAGGGUGUACCCCGCCUCCUGCCCGAUGAUAGCUAGGAUAGGCUCCAGCACGCCCGCGACCCUCGUGAGGAGAAGCGGUUCAGAAAAUGGAUGGAUGGAUGGUGUAGAUAGUCAGUUAUCCAGGUCAACGUCUCUUGGACUUUUCUUGUUUGUUUAAUUUGUUCUUCUUUUCCUUGUUUUCUGAAAACGUUCAAAAAUGAUUUAGGCAAUUACGCUAUUAGGCCAAGAAUGUGACAUUCCCAAUAAUGAUUGAAAAUCGUUUCCAUCAUAAAAUCGACAAACACAAAAAGCCAAAGAAAAUCCUUUGUGCUUGUCUGUUGGAUCUCUCUUUGAGGGUUUUUAUUUAUUUAUUUAUUUUUGGCUGCCAAACAGGAAAUCAAUCAGGCGGUUGGUGACGCUUAAAGCGCACAAUGAGGUUGCGAGAAUCGAGUGAUGCUAAUGGAGCUAAACUGUAAUGCAAGCAAGCAUCAAAAUCAAUAGAUUCCUGCUCUCAAUCACUGUGUUUGCUUUUAGUAUUGUUUUUAAAGACCAUCAACCCUUUCCCCGUCCGUCAAUACGCCGUUGUGUCUUUUCCACAUGUGGCUUUCUUGUAGCUUCUAAUUGGCAAAAACAAAAAAGCCUCACGUUAAGGGGUUUGUGUGUGUGUGUGUGUGUGUGUGUGUGCGCGUGUACCUGCAAUUCUCGUGUGCUAUCUCUCCAGUCCAACUUAAAAAAUAAUCAUAUUUUCAAUGAGUUCAUGCGACGACUGCCUUAAGUUUUGUUUUUUUUAAGGUGGUGUAAUCGUCAGUUUCCGUGGCAACCAGCAGGUGGAGGCGGGAGGGGGAAAAAAUGGAGCACGGGAGGGAGGAAGUUCCACGCAAUCAUUGAUUUAUUUUUGCACUUUUUCUGUCUUGUUUUGAAAUUUUAUUAAAUGUUCCCUUAAGAUGGAAAACCGAGUGUGUGUGUGUGUGUGUGUGCGUGUGUGUGUGUGUGUGUGUUUUUCUAUUUAAAUUUUGGUGAAAAUGCAUCUACUUGGCAGCUUGAUAUCUUUCUAAGGUGGCACGUGUGUGUGUGUGUGUGUGUGUGUGUGUGUGUGUCAACCUACUGUUAGAAUGGACGUGCACUCACACAUUUUUUACCUCCUCCAAGGCCCUAAACGUGGUGUAACCAAUCGCUGAGGCUUUCUGUGAUUGUUUUUGUUUGUUGUUGUGUCAUGGAUGACAUCAUAUCCUGGGUCUCUUGCUGUGAUUGGUCGUUUCCAAACCUGUUUGUAGCGCUUGUGUUUUGUGUUGUUUUCUAACACAUUUUAACAGUGUGAAUGCACCUUAUUGAUUUGUGUUGUCAUUUUGUAACAAGGUUGAUUAUAAUAUUGGGUUGAUAACAGGGUUGUUUUUUUGUUCAUGCUGUUUUGUUGUAAAAAUGUUCUGAAUGUGUCAUUUCCCCCCAUUUUUGUGUUGUUUAACUAAUUUGUGUUGAAGCCAAAGUGUGGUAGCAUUGACACAACACACACGCACACAACACAGACAUUAGCCCCUUUCACACUACGCGUCAAAGAUCGACCCGCAAAUCUAACGGAUUAGGAGAUGGAGCGCAGCCUGGCAGAGGUGUCUUCUAGCCCAAAAUUUCCCAGAUUACGAGUUUGUGCAGUACCUUGUCAUAGUCGACUUCUUCCUGAGUUGGUGUUCUGUGUGUAAGGUAUUGACAUGGAAUGGACAGUGGAAGUCGACCCACAAAUUUUCCGGCUCAUUGCCAAUCAAAGUCAGAUUGUUUUAUGGUCGCUGUUAUGUGUGAAAUGUAGCAACGCGGAAUGGCAAGCUACCAUUCCGCGUUCCGCGAAUGGAAAACUACCUGUCAAAGUUGACCUUUCACCAGCUUUUUGUGGGUGGCUGUCCGUGUGAAAGGCAACAGCACGGAAUAAGCGGUAUAAGUCGAACUGCAAAUUUUCCGAGGUAGUACGCUACCUUUCAGUUGACUUUUUCCCCGAGUCGCUGUUGUGUGUGAUACGUAGUAGCAUGGAAUGGGUGGCAGAAGUCGAAGCUUCCAGGGUAGUAACAGAGUCAAAUGUGGGAUGCCGUGUCACUGUGAAAGCGCAUGCAUGCAGUUGCGUCAAAAUUCCGCCUCUGCAGGGUUCUGUGUGAAAGGCGCAGGCGGAUGAAUUCUAGAUCUUUUGUUACAGCUGUCGUGGUCACUAUGCGGGCUCUUGGUGUGAAAUGUGUGUUAAAAAUCUAUUUCACACUGCCUACGCCUGAUAAUUUUAUCCCUUUGGACGUUCUAACAGCCGAGUCACAUCCUGUUUAGCUGGGUUCUGUGUGCAAGGCUCCGAUACGGCAAUUUUUGCAGAAACUCUGUGUGAAAGGGGCUAUUGUUCGUUUGUCGCUGUCCAAUGAAAAGCUCCAAAUAUUGCCGGCUUUAUUUUGAAAGCACAUGCAAAAAGACGUGUGAAAGGUAUUUUGUUUUUUGACGGGAUUACAUCAUGUGAAGCCCUCCGUCCCUGCACUGAUUGUACAAGCUCACAUAGUUUUAUUUUUUUAUGACUUUUUAUUUUUCUUGUCUUCUUGAUUUUGGUGGAGUGUGUGCACGUGUGUGUG
Messenger RNA from Phycodurus eques (leafy seadragon), 8575 nucleotides. It is a transcript of the gene mgat3b, whose product is annotated as beta-1,4-mannosyl-glycoprotein 4-beta-N-acetylglucosaminyltransferase b. Gene Ontology annotation, cellular component: membrane. The record is from RefSeq and is a predicted model, not a curated record. Gene Ontology annotation, molecular function: beta-1,4-mannosylglycoprotein 4-beta-N-acetylglucosaminyltransferase activity. The coding region runs from base 498 to 2321 and encodes 607 amino acids. Gene Ontology annotation, biological process: N-acetylglucosamine metabolic process; protein N-linked glycosylation. Lineage: Eukaryota; Metazoa; Chordata; Actinopteri; Syngnathiformes; Syngnathidae. The transcript is spliced from 5 exons.